Aspergillus calidoustus is the source of this 2641-nucleotide messenger RNA. The record is from the annotation of a GenBank genome assembly. Lineage: Eukaryota; Fungi; Ascomycota; Eurotiomycetes; Eurotiales; Aspergillaceae.
UGCCUUCUCAAUUGAUGCGCCCGCGAUACUUCAGUGCCUGGAUCCAUAAAUUCGCCUUGACAAAGGCAGAAUGGACCAUCCCAGCACCAGCCGGAAGCGCCAGCUAUCGCAAGACAGCCAAGAUACGCCUCCGCAGAAACGCGACCAGCGAGAGGGAGGCCGUGCAGACGCAGAGCAGCGGACAGGACAGACCGCACGCGGAUCCCAAGGCCCCUGCGCGAAGUGGUGCACCCUUCGUGACGAUGGUGGCUACACAAUCGACGAAACCAUUAUUCGGAAUCAUCUGACGCCGGACGCUCGUGAUGGCCCGGUGUUAAUCCGCGACAUUUUAUCCGGAUACGCGAUCGGCGGAGCAAUCUCGCCGCUUAUUUUUGAGCAUGCGAGCGAGGACGAUGGGGAGAGUGUUUGGUUUCGCUCUUUGCCCUAUUUCGAGGGGUUGAUUGCAGAUGGGGCCGCCGGGAAACAGCGAUAUCGGGAUUUAAGUCAGAACAGGAAAUGGAUUGUUGCGGCCGGCGUUCGCGAUCUCUAUCUUGCUGCGUGGAAGGGCCACGCGGAUGAGCGCGAGCAGCGGAUUCUUCAUGGUAUGGUCGAGGUGAUCGGACAGCCAAUCGAAACCGCGAGCAUCGACGGCAUGCAAGUUUCUUGCUGUCCAUCAGCAAGCCACAAAGUGCUCAAAUUCAUCGAGAACCUUGACCAAAAGAUCGACGUACUGAGCGUUGUCUUCUUCGCACAGAUACUCGAGACCCCAAGGCUCUUCGCUGUCUUUGUGGACCCGUUGGAGUUGUCAUAUCACAAUUUCGAGAACAUUGUCCCGCUGGAUCGGUGGAUGGAGGCACACGGAGGGAACCUCGAAUUGUCAUUCACCCCUCCAAAACGACCAAGCUUCUUGCACGACAUCCUAACAUGCGAGCUCGAUGGGGAAUCCGUCAGCCUCUUGAAGGAACUCUCCUCGCUAGACCUCUAUACGCAACCCCUCAACAAGGAGGCGCGCGGCGGCCAGCGCUUCAUCUUCCACUCUGCCCUCCUGAGCAAAGCGCUCACGAGCGCCAUCCGCAACAGCGGCAUCCUAGCGAAUCUAACGGAUGGCUCCCUUGCCCCUGCCUUUGAGUUCGUCAACUACGUCUUCCGCUGCAACCGCUUCUCACCGGGGGAUACCCGCUUCGCGAACCACCUCGACACACCAUACUACGACAGCGAACGCUCCCAUGUAUCAAAGUACACACUGCUUAUAUACCUGUCCUCUGGCACCGGCAAUCCUGCCCUUCGCGUCGACAACGUCGAUCUAGAAGAGAUAGAAGAAUUCACCUGCGUAAUCUUCGACCAGAGGCUCCAUCACGAGGGUCAACCGUUCCUCUCCCGCGACAAAGUCUUCCUUCGCACGGAGCUCAUCUUCAAGGACGACACCCUCAUCCACGAUACUCGAAUUGCGCCCCUCUUCUCCACGGCGUGUUAUCUCACGGGGCAGGACGUCUUUGGCGAGGAGCUGGGCAAGUACGCGCACGAGUGUUUUGAGCGAGCAAACUCCCUCCACUGGGCCCUCGAACAAGACACCAGCGCCCCAGAUAAAGCACCGCUCUACCUCCACAAGACCUUUCGAACCGCGCAGUUCAUCACGAACGGGUACGACUAUUACUUCAAGCGCACGCCAGACCCAGACGCGUCCAUGACACCAGCCGACUGCGCAAUCCUCGCCGUCCUCGACUACCUCAACUGCAAAAUCACCACACGCCCCUUCCGCACCCUCUGCGACACAAAACCCCUCCGCGCCACCCUCUCAUCCACCUCCGACAUCUGGCGCCUCUUCGACGCAGACGACGAGCCCAUCCCUUUGACUUCAACGCGUCCAGCCAUAUCCCGCCUGACAACCAGCGACAUCACCCCGCUGAUCCGCACACACCCAAAUGAACCCUUCAUACGCCGCCGCUGGGAGGGCGUAUCUCCAGACGCCGAUGACGACGAAUAUGAAGAGUCCCACCCACCCUGCUGCAUCUUCCACUGCUGGCAGACUUUCGACGCAUGGCGAGACCCGGACGUCCGCACAGACUACCGGAAGUGCUGGGCGUAUACGCGCGACCGGCUAUUCGGGGUCCCGCUCGUGAUUCUGGGCCACGAGGUCUUUAUCAAUGAAUCGCAGAUCCUAGUUCAGGAUGAUAAGAUUUUUGUCCUGCGCGGUUCUGGCCCUGGUUCGGAGACGGCGCACGGGGCCCUGCCGCCGCUGAAUUUCGCCGCCUGUUGGGGAAAUUGUCUACCGUCUAUCACGAUCGUCGUUGACGGCGAGGUGCAGACGCCCGAGCUGCUCAUCCCACCGAUUGUUUUCUAUGAGUCUGAGGACGGGUGGCAUCUCGUUCUGGAUCUGUUUCGGAACGAUUGGAUGGUGAGCGUCGAUGAAGAUAAGGCGGUCCCGUUACCUGUCAUCACAAACGAUGUCCCCGAGGAGGGGUUUUACGGUGAGUUCUGGGAUCGGGUUGAAGUUGGUAGUGAUGGCGUAAGAGAGAUGGAAGAGGAUGAUGAUGACGGCUGGGGCGAAUUUGUGUGGCCUGAUUUAGAUGAGGGUGAGGGGGCUAGUGAGGGUUCAGAGGAUGCUGAAUCUGAUCCUGACUCUGACGUUGGAGGGAGUAGUGUUUCUAGCGUUACUAUAUAG